AUUUUCAGUAGAGCUGCAGCUUAGAGGUGGAUAAAGUUCGUCUCCACGUUGGAAGUGAUAGAAAGUAUUAUCCCCUAUUCGGACUGUGUUUCUGUGUUUUUGGCGGAGGAGGAGAGCUCGCGGCGGACACUUCAGGUGUGGGAACGGAGAGUCUCGGCGGCCGCGGGGGGGAGUCCGGUCUGUGCUGUGACGAUCGCGAGGAUCACAAGAGAAAAAGUUUUCUCAGGACGCGAAGUUGUCAAGUGAGUUGAACUUCAACAAUAGGCGGACUCUACCGCAAGACAGCCCGAGAGACAGCGAGGCACGGGACGCAUGUAGACUGUCGACCUGGGACUCUUUUUUCCCCCCCUUUGUUUUUUUUUUGGUUUUUUUUUUUUAAUGAGAAUAGACGUCCCUCAAGGUGAUAAAAACUUUAUGUCCAGGAAAAUGGAAGCGACCUUCUACGACGAAGCCGUGGCUGCUUCCAACUCCCAGCAUGACGGGACGACAGUGUACGGGUUCAACCCAAAAACCCUCAAACAGACCAUGACCCUGAACCUAAACGACCCGAAGAACUUCAAACCCCAGCUGAGCUCCAAGGCGCUGGACAUCCUCACGUCCCCGGACGUGGGCUUGCUGAAGCUGGCCUCGCCUGAGCUGGAGAGGCUGAUCAUCCAGUCGUGCAACGGGCUGACGACUCCCACCCCGACCCAGUUCGUCUGUCCCAAGAACAUCACCGACGAGCAGGAGGGGUUCGCAGAGGGCUUCGUGAGGGCACUGGCCGAGCUGCACUACCACCAGCAGGGACCCGCCGUCCACCCCGACGCGCAGGCCGGCGCGACCACCAGCAUGGCAGCCGGCUCCGCCGCGUCCGAGAGCGGCGGGAUCCCCUACAGCUGCACGGUGCGCGCCGAGCCGCCGGAGUACACAAACUUGGGCUCUUUCGGCCGAGGCGUGGUCUCCGUGUCUGCACCUGCCAGCGAGAGGCACCCGGCCAUGACCUACCCAUCCGCCCAGCAGCCGUCCCACAACCACAUGGAGCAGCAGCAGCAGCUGGCGGCGGCGGCGCAGCACUCGCGGCUACACGCGCUCAAGGAGGAGCCGCAGACGGUGCCCGAGAUGUCCGGCGACACCCCGCCGCUCUCCCCCAUCGACAUGGAGAACCAGGAGCGCAUCAAAGCGGAGAGGAAGCGCAUGAGGAACAGAGUGGCCGCGUCCAAAUGCCGGAAAAGGAAGCUGGAGAGGAUCUCCCGGCUGGAGGACAGGGUCAAAAACCUGAAGAGCCAAAACACGGAGCUGGUUUCCUCUGCCAACGUCCUCCGGGACGAGCUGGCUCUGCUCAAGCAAAAGGUCAUGGACCACGUUAACAGCGGCUGCCAGCUCAUUUUGACGCAGCAGCUCCAAGCUUUCUAGACUGCCGAGGAGGAGGAGGAAGGGGGGGAGAGAAACCAAGGGACGAUUUCUUGGGGACCAAAAUGCAGCUUACAGUGGGCUUGUUCAGCUUGGCGGUGUGGGGAGGGAGGUGGGGGGAGAGAGAGUCCAUGUGUCUCAUUUCAUUUUUCCACCAAAUUAUCCGCUCAGGCUGCAUCCACCGAAUGUGUGCAGACAAAAGAGCAGGAGACUGGGAAAGUUGUUGCGCGCAGCUCAGAGAGGGGGGCACCCGCUCCAAACAUGCCUCUGACGGGACUUGUUAGAUAUUUCAGGCACUUUUUUUUCUGUCUUUCCAUUCAGAAACCACGACAUUAAAUUUCUGUUGCGCUAAGGCAGCACGGUCAGAUCUUUUUUUUUUUUUUAAGUAACUCUCACGUAGCCAGGACAGUCGGAGCCUGUGCGGGGAUCGGAUUGCAGACGGACAGAAACACAGGCCCGUCUUCUCACCACGUCAGUUAGCAGUUCAUGCGUAUAGACUUGAGUCAAGCACUGAGCAUCCCACCAGCGACUAUACAGUAUGUACAGAGUAACACUAACAUUAAAUAAAUAAAUACAAGUUUCACACCUUUUUACGCAAGGGACUCUUCUAGGUGUGUGUGUAGCGUUUACUGACAGAACCUGCCUUACUUUCUUAACCCUUCUGUUCAUACAAGUUUGUGAUAAUAGGUGUAACUAAUGUUAGACCUGAAAUAACACUUUGUAAUAUUUGUACGCUGUAUUUUUGAGCACUUCCGAACUGUAAAUACGACAAAAAAUAAAAUAAUAAUAAUAAAAAAAAAUGUUGGACACGU
Acanthopagrus latus (yellowfin seabream) is the source of this 2201-nucleotide messenger RNA. RefSeq names its product transcription factor AP-1-like. Gene Ontology annotation, molecular function: DNA-binding transcription factor activity, RNA polymerase II-specific; transcription factor binding; RNA polymerase II cis-regulatory region sequence-specific DNA binding. Lineage: Eukaryota; Metazoa; Chordata; Actinopteri; Spariformes; Sparidae. The record is from RefSeq and is a predicted model, not a curated record. The coding region runs from base 379 to 1392 and encodes 337 amino acids. The transcript has a single exon. Gene Ontology annotation, biological process: regulation of cell cycle; regulation of transcription by RNA polymerase II; regulation of cell population proliferation. Gene Ontology annotation, cellular component: transcription regulator complex.